This is a messenger RNA of Penicillium taxi, 474 nucleotides long. RefSeq lists its product as uncharacterized. The transcript has a single exon. The record is from RefSeq and is a predicted model, not a curated record. NCBI's taxonomy places the organism in Eukaryota, Fungi, Ascomycota, Eurotiomycetes, Eurotiales, Aspergillaceae. Bases 1 to 474 code for a protein of 157 amino acids.
AUGACUUUGAAGUCCCUGAGGUCCCUUUUCCGCUUUCGAAGUAUUUCACAAAAAUGGGAUCCAGCAUUAUUAGUAUCGGAGUCGCCUUCUAGCGCCUCACCGGUGGAAUCGCUAUCACCUGGGAUAUCUACAAAGAACCGGGAUUCACAAGAAAAACAGAUUCCAUGCAGUUUUGUCAUUAAGUCUACUCAACCGAAUGUGACUGUCUCCUCUAUAGACGAUGCCCUUUGGACAAAAGCGCUUCAAACCCUUUCAGAGAAAGAGGGCGGAGCUGUCCGUGGCUUCGCUAAAGAUUGUCAGAUUGACGAUGACUUGAUAGUUGAAACUAUUAUUCAAGCUAUACAAGAAAAGCGACAGACCUGCGAAGAAAAAAAGAUGGCUCUUCCAUUACGGGAUGCAUACAAUUAUGUUGAGGGAUAUAGCAAACAAGGCGUUGAACUGGCUGGAGAAAUUCAAGGCAGUAGGGGAUAUUGA